Gigantopelta aegis is the source of this 4389-nucleotide messenger RNA. RefSeq names its product histone deacetylase 1-like. The record is from RefSeq and is a predicted model, not a curated record. Lineage: Eukaryota; Metazoa; Mollusca; Gastropoda; Neomphalida; Peltospiridae. The coding region runs from base 140 to 1687 and encodes 515 amino acids. The transcript is spliced from 2 exons. Gene Ontology annotation, molecular function: histone deacetylase activity.
UUUUGAGAAGAAGCUUUGGCAAAAAAGUGCGUCAGUCAAAGUGUGGGCGCCUUUGUGUGUUUGUUGUCUCAAAUUUAAGAAAGUUUGAACGAUAAUCAACUAUUAGAAUCUUCAACAAACAAGCAGUCCAGAUUUCAAGAUGUCCCUUCAGCCGCACAAGAAAAAAGUGUGUUACUAUUAUGACGGUGACAUUGGAAACUAUUACUAUGGACAGGGCCACCCUAUGAAGCCACACAGAAUACGAAUGACACACAAUCUUAUCCUUAACUAUGGUUUGUACAGGAAGAUGGAGAUCUAUCGACCUCACAAGGCCACAGCUGAAGAAAUGACCAAGUUUCACAGUGAUGACUAUAUCAAGUUUCUUCGAAGUAUUCGCCCAGACAAUAUGUCCGAAUACAACAAGCAGAUGCAGAGAUUUAAUGUUGGAGAGGAUUGUCCAGUCUUUGAUGGAAUGUACGAGUUCUGUCAGCUCUCAACAGGUGGUUCAGUAGCAGGAGCUGUCAAAUUGAACAAGCAAGCAGCUGAUAUUGCUGUCAACUGGGCUGGAGGACUUCAUCAUGCCAAGAAAUCAGAGGCUUCUGGAUUCUGCUAUGUCAAUGACAUUGUCCUGGCCAUCUUGGAGCUUCUCAAGUACCAUCAACGAGUCCUGUAUGUUGAUAUUGACAUUCACCACGGUGAUGGUGUGGAGGAGGCUUUCUACACCACAGAUCGGGUCAUGACCGUAUCCUUCCACAAGUAUGGAGAGUACUUCCCUGGCACUGGCGAUCUACGAGACAUAGGUGCUGGCAAAGGCAAAUACUACGCUGUAAAUUUUCCACUACGCGAUGGCAUUGAUGAUGAAUCAUUUGAGCAGAUCUUUAAACCUGUUGUAACAAAGGUAAUGGAGACAUACCAGCCUAGUGCUGUUGUCCUACAGUGUGGAGCUGACUCUCUAUCUGGAGAUAGGCUAGGCUGCUUUAAUAUCACACUGAAGGGUCAUGGAAAGUGUGUUGACUAUAUGAAGAAAUGGAAUCUUCCCAUACUACUUUUAGGUGGUGGAGGGUAUACAAUUAGAAAUGUUGCUCGCUGCUGGGCAUUUGAAACAUCUGCAGCACUUGGUGUUGACAUUGCAAAUGAAUUGCCCUACAAUGAUUAUUUUGAAUAUUACGGGCCAGACUUCAAACUUCAUAUCAGUCCAUCGAACAUGGCUAAUCAGAAUACUCCAGAAUACCUUGACAAAAUCAAAACAAGACUGUUUGAAAAUCUGAGAAUGCUGCCACAUGCACCUGGAGUACAGAUGCAAGCGAUUCCUGAAGAUGCUAUUCCUGAUGAUAGUGAAGAGGAUGACAAAGAGAAUCCAGAUGAACGGAAUUCCAUGAGGGCAACUGACAAGAGAAUAGCAUGCGAUGAAGAAUUCUCCGAUAGUGAGGAUGAAGGUGAAGGUGGUGGCCGCACUGACAGACAGAACUAUAAACCUAGAUCCAAAAGACCACGCACUGACGAAGAAAAAAGGGAGGCAGAAAAGGCUGCUGAAACUAAAGAAGUUAAGAAGGAUCCAGAAACAAAGGAAGAAGUGAAGCUAGCUGUGGAAAAGCCAGAAGAGAAGGCUGAAGAAAAGAAAACUGAAGCUGCUAAACCAGUGGAAACUCCAGCAAGUGAAACAAAAGAAUCCUCAGGUGCUCAGGAACCUCCGAAACAAGAUCAUUAACUUACAUUAUUAUUAAUACUGAUGUAUUUAUAGGCAUGGUACAUCUAGUGUUAGUGUAUUGUAUUUGAUUUUAUUUCAUGUGCAGCUGAUGACAUGUAAAUUUGUUUUAAUAGAAUUGAUUAAAAUGAAAUUGACUGGCAUCAUUGUUGUAGGUCCUUGGGAUCAAGAAUAGCAGUAUGGAACAGUUUGUCAGUACAUGUACAGGGCUUUAGAUUGCAACAAAGAUAAGAUAAUAAACACUGCCUCAAAUAAUUGUGCUGAAAUGAAGUAAAAACAUGCUGGCCUCAAAACAUUUUACCUCAAAGCUUCUGCAAAGGUAAGAUAACUUUAAAUGCAUUUCUGAAUAUCGACCACUCUUCUGCAGCUGUCGGUAACUACUGCAUUAAAAAGACCUUGCUGUUUUCAGAACGGGUAAAAAAACCCUGUUGCACCCAAAUUAAGUGAAAUCAAGAGCCCUGAUGUAUGAAAGCAAUUGCUAGUAGAUGAGUUAUGAAGGUAAUCAGGGUGAGGGUUAAAAUUAUGUAUUGUCCUUGUUGGUAGUUUUGAUCCAGCUCUUACAUUUACCCAUUCUCUUGCAAUACAGUACUUUAGUUUUUAUAGUUUUCAUGAAGUAGAAAAUUGUUUUAGAAUUAUUAUUUUUAUUAUUUUUUUCCAUCAAUCAUUAUGAUGUACAUAUAUGUGUGUUAAUAGUUGUCAACUUUGUUGUGCAUGUACAUACCAUUAUCAUUCAGGUGACCUACAUACAUGUACAUUGUUGAAAUCUGAUCUUUAACUACCAGUAACCUAUAUCAUAUAUUUUUUUAGAGAAAUUCUUGUCCAUGUGUGUACUAUCUAAAGUACAGGUAAACUCAUUGGCAUAUAAAGUAAGAUGUUACUCAUUUUUGGUUCUUAACAUUUUACAAGGAUAAACAAUGCUAAUCAUUCGCAUGAUAAACAUACAUUUAAUGAGGUGAAACAUUUGUAUUAGAGUAUAGUGGUCAGUUAUUUCUAAUGUUUGUAAACAAACUUAUGUAAUGUUUUGUCAUUUCAAUAUUACUUGAUCAUAGUUCUGUAUUUUCGUGUUACCAUUUCAUGUAUUAAUUCAAAGUAGCUCUGCCACUUAAAAGAUUCGCCAACUGCAAAUUUUAAAAACAGUUGGCUGGUUUUGUUAUAAUUUGAUGGAACUAAUUUCAUGCAAUUUUUAAUUUUUUAUAGAUAAUUUGGUUAAAUUUUCUGUACACCUUAGAGUUAAACACAUUCCUAUACUGGGAAUAUUGAUCUAUGAAAUGCUCAUUAAGACUAAAGGUUAUACUCGUUUGUAGUAUCAAUGUUUAUAUACUCAACAAAGUUUAGCAAAUGUUAAAAGAAAUGGCAUAACAUUUAUAAAUUAACCUAUUUUUAUUAAUUAGUAUUCACAUCUGAAAUGUUUACCAUUUACAAACAACAUAAACUCAUCAACCUUUGCCUUAACACAACAGGAGGACCUGGUUUUGUUUUAAGUUUAUUCAACCAUGGCAAAUUUAGACGUCUUAAAAGAUAUUUGCUAAAUUUUCGUUGUUAGUAUAUUUUGUAAACCAACUGAUAUCAUUGACAGUGAACGUAGGCAUUUACAUUGUACUUGUAUAAUACAGAGAUCUGCAAAUGACAAACCUUUAAUUGAAUGAUGAAAUGAUGAAGUAUUCUGUGGGUUUCUUUAAAAUUACUUUAUUUUCAUAUUGUGUUUUAAAACAGUACUAUUUCUUUUUCUUUUGUUAAUUACUAUUGAGCUGUUUUAGAAAUGAACGAAAGUAUACUCAACAACGAAAGUUUAGCUAAUGUUAAAAGAAAGGGCAUACCAUUUAUAAAUUAACCUACUUUUAUUAAUUAGUAUUCACAUCUGAAAUGUUUACCAUUUACAAACAACAUAAACUCAUCAACCUUUGCAUUAACACAACAGGAGGACCUGGUUUUCUUUUAAGUUUAUUCCACCAUGGCAAAUUUAGACAAUAUUUGCUAAACUUUCAUUGUUGAGUAUAGAUACUGAAAACAAUCAUAGAAAAAGUUUUUAGCUUUUCAUUUCUAAGGUGUACUUGCAUACACCUUUUUUCAGUGUCAUGUAAUUGGAGGGGUUUUCCUUUAAAAUUUGAUUUUUGUACUUUAUUGUAUAUGUAAGUUUGAGAUCAUUGCGAUUUUAAUUUGUUGUUUUUAUCAUAUUUUCAAAAUAUUUUGUAUUAAUGGUGCAAACAGAAUGGUAUUGCACUUAAUGUAAGAUUGUUUCAUCUUCUUCGACAUCGGGUAUAUCUACAUGUAUAUAACAUGUCUCUUAUAAAAACUUAAAUUUUUAUUCAGUUACUUAGAACCUAUGUUUAAUUACCUACAUAUAGUUUACUAUUACAUUUUGAUUUUACAGCACAAAAAAGCAUGUCUUCAUUGCAACUUUAAAAAAAUAAACCAAGAAGGCAUGGUCUUAACUGUUUGUUUCACAAUUUAGCUAAACUCAUCUUUCAGAAUAUUGUAACUGAAAUCAUUCACACAUUUUUGUUCCAGAUAUUUUGUAUAUUUAUCUUGUUUAAUUCUAUAAAUUGUGUACAAACAGUCAAGUAUGUAUUAUACUAUUGCUGCCAAUUUUAAGACACUUGUCAUUCUUCUUUUUUUCAUAUCCAUCAAUAAAUUUGUGUUGACCUUUUGGUCUGGUCAGAUUCAAUUUUUAUAGAUCUUAAUAUUAAUAAACUCAAUCCAUACAA